AUGCCGGUUGCCGUUGCCACUUCCCUUGACGAUAUUUCUUCGGGGAAGGUAAUCGCACCCGCGCGACAGGCCCCUGUUUUUGACGGAAGUCAGGAAUGCUACGACGAUGAGGCUUUCCUGUUUUGCAAACCGCCGUCCUUUCUGUCCAACUGGACGCCCUGUGCAUUCUCAGUUCACGGCAGUCGCGAUGUGUGCGGCGAACAGUUCAUGAUGGCGGAAAAAGCCCGCAUUUCCGGCGAUCAUGUCGCUUGUGCCAAACUCAUGGCUACCUCCGACCCGAGAGAACACAAGUCCUUUGGUCGCAAGGUGCGAGGUUUUGACCACGCAUUCUGGGAGCUCAGAUGCGAGGGUGUUGUCUUUUUGAUUCCGGAGGCUAGUCCUUUUGACGGAUUGUGGGGCAUUGGUGUUGGAGCCUUCGAUCGGUUUGCGACGUCGCCCUCCAAAAAUCCUGAUCAGAACCUCUUGGGCAAGCGCUCGUUGCGACGCGCACGCUUCUGCGUGUGCGCCUGGUCGAACCCGACAAGACUUUACGCCCUGAGCAUUCGGGGUUCCCUGCCUCCGCGUGUCCCACCAUCAAUGAAAUUGCGCCCCCGGGUGCUACACGUUGCCUCUGCCGCUAUUCGCGAAGCCGCUGCUCCCCCGCCGCCGAUGGGGAAGCCGUUGUUGGAGGAACACGCCCCCUAUUUGGUGAGAGGGGAGUCUUUGGGCAUCGGCGUGCCCCCUAGCCUGUGCGCUGCGAGUGUGCUGCGCCCUGGCGAGCCUGUGCGCUGUAUUGUGUACCAGGGAGAGCAUGAUCAGUGCGCCCUCAGGGGGGACCAUAGGGCCUAGGCGAAUACAGCACUGGGCCCUCGAUAGUGCCGGUUGAAUAGUGCCGGUGCCCGGUAUAGUCCGGUAAAAUCUCUGGAAACAGACAGCGCCCUCGAUAGUGCCGGCCUGCACUGUUGAGGGCAGCCCCGAUAUAGUGCCGAUUUGGCACCACAGCGCCGGUCUACACACACACGCAAGAACGAUGGAGUUAAAAGCAAGGAGGAUGAUAUCCAAAACUAACUCGGAGUGCAAGGUAGCAGCCUUCGUAGACGUGUGCAGUUUAUUCUGUUGCUACCGUUUCUGUCUAUAUAUUCUGGAGAAUAGCUUAGCCUCCCUCAUGCCGCCCUCUCACGGGUUCCCCGUUAUUAUGACAUUUGGAAGUAUUUUUUGUAUUUUCAACCGCACUGAGACUGACGUCUUUUCAUUGGUCAGCCGGUUAGCGCGGUCGAUGCCAAUAACAAAAAACACACACAACACAGGCGGAGGACAGACGCCACACAGAAUAGCUCUGCGCAGAGGCGUACCAUGCCUUGUGCGAAGAUGGCGAUGAUCGCAGCGCAUUCCGCAAAGUAAGAAAGCGGGUGCGCCACGCAGACAUGAGAGAGUUUGUCGAAACUUUGUGCGGUCGGGUGGUGCAUGUGGUUGCUUUUCGUGCGGUGCGCUUCCUGUGUGCUUUAUGUAUUUUUGUCUUGCAACAUCGAAGUACGUGCGCUAGGCAGACAUUGAGAGAGUUUGUCGCGACGGAGUGAGGGUAGUAGGCGGUACGUACAUGGCUUGUUUUUCUGCGGUGCGAUUCCUGUCGUGCUUUUCUUGGGUUUUUUUUGUUGUUUUACAGACUUGCGGGGAAAAUGGGAACGUACCCAAAAAUGAGAAUUGGCGUUUUUCUUCAGAACCAUCGGGUGUAUCACAGAACCAAAAUUAUCCUGCGAAACCCCUUCGCCCCAGCUGCGAGAUGAGCUCAUCAGAACCGCCAUGCUCCACAUCACGCCUUCUCACGGGCGCAAAAAGCGAUUCGUGCUGGUUUCGACCUGAUUUCUCGCGAUGCUGGCUACCUCGGCGAUGCCGAGGACAUACAGCUUGAGCAACAGCUCAUUCGAAAGCUGCUGUAAAGACCUACAGCACUGUCAACUUUUAUGGGGGGAGUUGCAAAGGCGUGGUUUGCUUUCUAAAAACAAACGCCCAUUCUCAUUUUUGGGUACGUUCCCAUUUUUCC
This is a messenger RNA of Ectocarpus sp. CCAP 1310/34, 2020 nucleotides long. The record is from the annotation of a GenBank genome assembly. NCBI's taxonomy places the organism in Eukaryota, Phaeophyceae, Ectocarpales, Ectocarpaceae.